AGUAUAAACUUCGUAAAGGAUAAUAUUUUGAAUCGUUCAAAAUGGCAGACGUAGCAGCACCAGCACCAGCUAAAUCACCAAAGAAAAAGGCAGCAGCUAAGCCAAAGAAGCCUUCAGCACAUCCUAAAUACAGCGAGAUGAUUGGGAAAGCCAUCGCUGCUUUGAAAGAACGUGGAGGUUCCUCAAGGCAAGCAAUUUUGAAGUACAUCAUGGCCAACUUCAACGUCGGAAAAGAUGCCAAGUCAGUAAACGCUCAUUUAAAACUUGCACUCAGAGCCGGAGUUAAGAACAACAGUUUGAAGCAGUCCAAGGGAACUGGAGCAUCCGGAUCUUUCAGAAUUGGAGAAGCAAAACAAGCUAAAAAGAAGCCAGCAAAGGCAAAGAAAGCAGCUAAACCUAAGGCUGCCAAGCCAAAGAAGGCAAAGAGCACACCUAAGAAAAAGAAGGCAGCAAAGAAACCAGCUGGAGAGAAAAAGGCAGCCAAGCCUAAAGCUAAGAAACCAGCAGCAAAGAAAGCAGCCAAGCCAAAGAAGGCAGCCAAGUCACCAGCUAAAAAGAAGGCAGCCAAACCAAAAGCCAAGAAGACACCAAAGAAGAAGUAAACUGUUCCAGACUACAGUCUGCAGAGGCUAUUCAGCCACCAAAAGCCCUUUUAAGGGCUACCCAA
Molecule: messenger RNA, 667 nt
Organism: Mytilus californianus (California mussel)
Lineage: Eukaryota; Metazoa; Mollusca; Bivalvia; Mytilida; Mytilidae
Product: histone H1-delta-like
Exons: 1
Coding region: 42-602 (186 amino acids)
Biological process (GO): chromosome condensation; nucleosome assembly; negative regulation of DNA recombination
Cellular component (GO): nucleus; nucleosome
Molecular function (GO): nucleosomal DNA binding; structural constituent of chromatin; double-stranded DNA binding
Source: RefSeq, a predicted model, not a curated record